AUGCCUGACAAGAUUCUGCAAAAUAAAUUUAAUGUGCCAAUUCAAAUGACAGAUUUAUCAAUAUUUGACGAUGCAGUUUCCACUAUGAAGGAACGAUUUGUAGCUAAAAUUAAACGUUUAGAUGCUGAGAUAACUAAAUUUAGCUCAGACCUAAUGCAUAUUUAUGGACAAGCAUCUACGAUGCAAACAGGAGUGACAUCGUCUAAAAGAGACACCCCGCAAACCAGCUGGGAUAACAUCACCAGUUCACCUCUCGUAGAAGGAGACGAGGACAAUAAAUCCUUAAAACUCCAAUUCGACGUAAGCCAAUUUGAUCCUAAUGAGGUAACAGUGAUAGUCCUAAACGACACCCUGGUAGUCUCAGCCACGCAUGAAGAGAAAACCAAUAAUUCCAUGGUCUUUAGAGAGUACAAACGAGAGUUCCUGCUGCCUAAAGGAAUAGAUCCACAAGCCAUAGUGUCUUGUCUGUCCAAGGAUGGAGUACUUACUGUACAGGCUUCGUUACCAUGCCAGGCCUAG
Galleria mellonella (greater wax moth) is the source of this 519-nucleotide messenger RNA. RefSeq names its product heat shock protein beta-6-like. The record is from RefSeq and is a predicted model, not a curated record. The transcript has 3 exons. Bases 1 to 519 code for a protein of 172 amino acids. Gene Ontology annotation, biological process: protein refolding; response to heat. Gene Ontology annotation, molecular function: protein folding chaperone. Lineage: Eukaryota; Metazoa; Arthropoda; Insecta; Lepidoptera; Pyralidae.